GACUUAACCAACAACGCUCCAGUGCCAUUUUCUUUUGUAACUUAAAGAGAUGAUCACUGUGACCAGUUUAUAAACAAUGUUUCCUGUUUUUGAUAAUUCUAGUGAUUCAAAAUUUAAAAAGUAUCAAGAUGCAAUUAAGAAGUCAUUAGCUCUUUUCCGAACUGUCGAACAGUGGCCCGAUUACAUAUCCUUUCUUACAAAAUUACACAAAGUAUUACAAGGAAACACUGAAUUUCAUACUGUUCCCUGUAACACACUAGUUUCUAGAGCGUUAGCGGAGUGUCUUUCUCCGGGUUUACCCUCUGGUGUCCAUAAAAAGUCUUUAGAAGUUUAUGAUUUUAUAUUUAGUUCAUUGUCAUCAGACCGACUUGCGGAUGAACUUGACGUUUGGAUCUACGGCCUCACUCCGUUCUUUGCAAUCUCCUCCAUAAAGACAAAGCCGGAUUACCUGAACAUUGUUUGUAAGCAUUUGCUUCCUUUGGGACCACGUUUGCGAAAUUGCUUCCAAGCUGUAUUCAUUUCCUUACUUCCGGGUUUAGAGGAAGAAGGCGCGGAGUCUCUGCAAGAAAUCCUUACGAUAUUAAGAAGUUUAUGCAAUUCUUUUGAGGACGACUGUUUCGUUUGGAGCUGUACAUGGAAUACUGUCUUAAAUUACCCGGAACAGAGAUUAGGUGCUCAUAUUUAUAUUGAAGCUGCUCUGUCUGGAGCACAGCCAAAUGACUGGAGGGACACAAUUUCAAAACCAGACCCAGGGCUUAUGGUACGAGCUAUUGCGGCAGCUGUUGGCGAUAGUGUGAGUCUCGUUCAACGCGGCUACUUGGACACGCUACUGAAUCAUUUACCAGUGUACAGUGAAAUCUUUAAUGAGGUUACACAAACUGAUCUUCUGUUACUUCAUACUUCAGUUGCUUCUGUGGUUCUGAGGAACGAUUUGUCUCUUACUCGCCGUUAUUAUAGCUGGUUAACCGGCGCAACUCAAAAAUCAGAGUAUGUGCGCGAUGAAAAUAAGCUAAGGGAAUGUUUGGAAAAGAGCAUGAAAUGCCAAAUUAAAGGUCUUAUUGACCUUUUUCAAAACCAUUCCUCUAUUGCAUCUCAAUACAAAGCACUCUCUCUUCUAUUGGCACUUUCUGAAAGGGAGGAUUUAUUUCGAUAUGUUGAGGAACAAUUGGUUUCCGAGACUUUUUCUUGUUUAACUAGAUUAGCUUACAGCAAGAAGCCGGUUGAAUCUAAAGUUGUUCACGACGCGGCUUUUGAAUACGGCUUUCGUGUUAUUUCAAGAAUAAGUGAUGCCUGUCUGCUUAACUUCACGCGUUCACUUCUUCUUUCUUAUGGAAAAUUUAGCACGGAAACAUUCAUGACGCUGGUUUUUAUUGUUAAACACAGAAAGUCUUUCUUUCGUGCUAACUAUCUGCAACUUGAUUUCUUGUUGACCUACUCUCUUUUAGACCACAUUUCGACUGAACUGUCAUCUUCAGAAGAUUUAGAGUCAUUAUUGCGUUGUUGUCAAUUACUGAAAACUGCUGUUGAAAAUAUUGAUUGGAAGAGCUUUAAUGAUCAUGCCAAUUUUUCUGCCGUCAAAGAAAGCUUUUAUGACCCGGACGCUAUUUUUGCUAAUUGUUUCACGCCAAAAAAGACUGCUAGCAUCCAGCGAGUUUCUGAGGAGUGCAGUGUUCUGGUCAAUCCUUGCAUAGAUAUCAUUUUUCGAGUUAUCCAGGAUUCGGCGUUAAAGGAUAAUAUGCAAGCUAUCAUGUUGGAAGUUUUAUUUCUUAUAUUUAACACCUUAAAUCUCGAUACUUACAAUGAGAAGCUCUCGAGAUUCAUGGAAACAAUGCUGAAAAAUAAUCUUCUUAAUUACGCUGCAUACAAUGUCCUUAUUCGCCAAGCUCAACCUGCGUUUUUGCAGAUGUCCAAAAAGCUUCUUUCAAGUAUAAUGGAAAAAUUAUGGAAAACAUCUGCUAAGAUUACUACAUAUGAAGAAGAAAACUUCGUAUCUCUUAUCUGGUGUUUGCAGGAUAAAUUGAAGGAUUCGCAAUUGGAAUCAUUUUUCUCGUUAAAGCUUGCACGAGAUAUUCAACUUGACCAAUACGAUUCCGUUGUACUUCUUCAUCCUUUUACAAAAAUUUUAAAAAUAUGUGCUGAUGAUAAGCAUUUUCACGCUGUCUUUGACAGACCUCUUCUUUUGUUAAUUGAUAUACUCGAAAACAGUGCAUACGAGCAAGCGAGUCUACUCAUGGGUCUUUUUGAGACAUCUAAUUCUCUUCAAACAAGGUUUAUGGAAAUAAUAUUUUAUAAUGUCUCCAGCCUUUCAGUGUCUUUCAGUAGAAAGUCAGACGGAGGCGGUAAUGUACCAUCCUUUGAAAUCAACGAGUUUAAGCGUGACUCUGAGUCUUCUCUUUGCGUUUAUUAUUUCAAGCUUUCCGAGAAGUUUUUAUCCUUACAAAAUCGGUUUGCGAAGGAAUUCAAACAAAUUGAAGCCAACAAUAUACACAACUUUCUGGCUCUUUCUUGGUCCGAUCUUUUAUCUUCCUUGGCUGAAAGCGUAAAUUGUCCCAAACUUGUUUCCUUCCUUACUAGAGUCUGCAUUGACAUAUUGCGACAACAUCAGCAAUUCUUAAACGAAAAGAACCGCAUUAAUUUAUGUAAGACAAUUCUCGACUUUUUAAGAACUUUGUUAAAUCUUAUUACGCUGCCAACCUUUAUUGAGGAGGAACUUCUGCUUUUACUGUUAGACAGCAUUCAGGAUACUCCAACUAUUGACGAGAAUUUCGAUAAAAUGUUAGUCUUUAAGUACCUUACGGUAAUUGAAUUAUUACAGGAAAGAGUUUCACCGAAGACUUUCUUAAAGGAGCAACACAUGAAUACAUUAAUAGCUUCUAUAAAUUAUGGUCUCAAUUAUCAGGAUAUCCACAUCUGCUCAAAAUGGAUAGAGAUUGUCCACGGCUUUCUCGAUAUCAUUAUAAGAAACAGUCCAAUGCUUGUUCUUUCUCCUAUCAAUUCAUUAUGUUCUCAGCUACAUUUACUUUCUCGAUCAUUAAAAUCUUUUGAUCGUAAGGAAAUGGCAUCUCAUAUUGAAUUAUGUUCGAAGGAUUUGCUUUACAAGAAGUUGGAUCUUCUCUAUGAAAUGAUUUCUCGAGCUUUGGUGCAGCUUCGCCCUUCGUCGUAUACCAAGAAGUUUCUUCACGAUAAUGUUGGUAUCCUAGGAAAUGUUAUUUCGGGUGUCUUUUCAUCUGACGUUACCGAUGGCUCAAACAUAGAUCGCAGAAUGUCAAUGCUCGUUUGUUUUCAGGCUGUAAUCAAAGCAGUGUUUAACUUGUUCCUCUGUGCGUAUGAACCAAGUGAGGCAUUUCGUCGAUCAUUUCACUUUUCGUCAGCUUUCAACGAAGAAUUGAAAAGGAAUUUGUCGCAUACUUUUAAGAAGCUGUAUCAUUGCGAACCGUCUGAGUGUUUAGAGACAAUAAUUGAGCUAUAUAUUCAAGACAACAAGGGAAAGGACUCGGUUUAUUGGCGAAUUCUUUCCAUUUUUGGAGAGCCAAAAUACAGCGAUCUGUUCAAGCUGUUCUCUGCAUCUUUUACUGCGCACGAUUCUCCUUCUACUUACUCGGGUCCCGCAAGUCUAACCUUAAACAUAUCCCCACUUGAAAUCUUACACUGUCUCUCAACUUUCAUUUCGAAUAUGCAACCCGAAAUCGCAACACAAGUCCUUUUUGAUAUAACUCGUCUCGUUCGUGAAAUAAGCAACAACCCAGCAGCUUAUAGAAACUAUUUGCUGGUUUCAUUAGAGAUCUUAUUUCACAUGAGCCAACAUCUUUCAGUUCAUGGUGAUUCGCGUCAACAGAAAGAGUUCACUGAUCUUUGGGGACGGACGUUGAACGUUUGCCUACUUCAAGUGAACAAGCAAGGAGACGUGAGACUAAAUGCAGAGGAGUAUAAGCGUGCAAAGACUCGGCCUCUUAGUGACAACGAGUCACCAUUUGUGAGGGAUGCUGUUUUUCUUUCUUCAACUUUCUUUGACGCCUCGCUUCUUGAUUUCUUAACAAACAACAUUCUCCCACAAUUGACCGUGCUUUCCAGUAAUGAAGAUCGUUUGGUUGUUUGGAUUACAUCCAUCAUAAAUGCCUAUCUUACACCUGUGUUGAAAACAAGAUCUUUCCCCGCUAAUUUUACCGACAUGCAUUUAGAAUUCCUCAACAAAUUAACAGCUUACCCUGGACUAUCGAAAUCUUGGAAGAAAGAAUUCUGGGAUAUAUUCUAUGAUAAUGCAAUCUUCCAACUUCCCAUUGCUCAGUUGGAAGGAUUGGCGCCAACCAUUCACUUAGCUUUCUCUCAAGAAAUCAAUCGCUUGUCUGAUUUAAUUUUGAAAUCUGAUUUAGGUACUGUUACGAUUUUUACUUCAAAGGAUUCACAACUGGGUGCUCGUCAAAGUAACAUUUGUCGAAUGAGUUUAUUAGUACUGGCUUGUCCUAAAGAUUUCUUCUUGCCUAACUUAUCGCCAGUCAUCGACUUGGUAAAGAGAUUGCUUCAAUCGGAUCCGGAAGGUGUUUUACGGAAAGAUGUUUUCCUGUUUAUCCAUGCACUUGCUUUAAAGAUUUCGUCUCAACAAUUACUGCCUUUGUGGUCCAUUAUUGUCAGCGAGAUAUAUAUCGUUUUUCAAUUAUACUUAUCAACUGACAACCGGGCUUUUGAGAACACUUUAUUAGAUACUUGCAAGCUCUUGGACUUCUUGACGGUGUUAAGUCCUGAAGAAUUCGCACUCCACGAAUGGGUUUAUAUGGGAAAUCCAUUGGAUGCUGUCUAUUGGAAUAGGAAGGCGUCUGCGAAAUCGUUACUGCAACAAGUGGCCGAAAAACUUAAGCUUUCAGAGAAACCCAAUGACCUUUCUUCGGUGAAGACACUUUCUUAUACUUUAUUUUCAAAACGCCAUCUUUCUCUUGACAUUCCCUCAUUCGAUGUUGAUCAAGUCCAACAUUUCCUUACAAAAUUACCUAUUGAUGUUUACGAACAAGGCUAUUCGUUAACACAACCUGACUUAAAUCUUCUUGAACACUCUAUCUAUUCAGCCAUUCUAGCCCGUUUUUCACCAUAGUUGUAAUCUACAUCAAUAAUGAAUUUACACUCUUUUCAUUCACAGAACAGCGCCAAAAAGAAUCACUAGAUAUAGUAUAUGUCGCAACUACUUUUCACCUCCCUG
This is a messenger RNA of Schizosaccharomyces japonicus yFS275, 5188 nucleotides long. Its product is annotated as dopey family protein. The transcript is spliced from 3 exons. NCBI's taxonomy places the organism in Eukaryota, Fungi, Ascomycota, Schizosaccharomycetes, Schizosaccharomycetales, Schizosaccharomycetaceae. The record is from RefSeq and is a predicted model, not a curated record. Gene Ontology annotation, cellular component: cytosol. Bases 77 to 5083 code for a protein of 1668 amino acids. Gene Ontology annotation, biological process: Golgi to endosome transport.